AUGGCGAAAAAUCUGAAACCCUGCGAUCCCGAAGGGGAAGCCGUCCAGAAAUCGUUCAAGGAGCAAAUCGAAGAGCAGAAACUGAUCGGCCGAAUGCGGGGCAAAGUGAACAAGGCCAAGGACUUCCUCAAAGCGGCGAUCGAACCGAAGAACCACAAAUUGUUCGAGUACGUCCUGUUUUUCUGGAUCACGCCGAAGACCCUCAUUAAGUACAUCAGGAUGAAGGAAUGGGAGGCGGCGGAGGCGCUGCGGCUGAAGGCAAUAGCCGAAGGAGGCGGCGGAGAGGGCGAAGAACCGGAAUUCGUUCAUGUAGCAUCCCAGUUGCCCAAACGGAACACCAGAUACGUACCCAACGGUGUAGUAGUAGCAUAA
Messenger RNA from Phyllotreta striolata, 372 nucleotides. The record is from the annotation of a GenBank genome assembly. NCBI's taxonomy places the organism in Eukaryota, Metazoa, Arthropoda, Insecta, Coleoptera, Chrysomelidae.